Acomys russatus (golden spiny mouse) is the source of this 756-nucleotide messenger RNA. RefSeq names its product microsomal glutathione S-transferase 2 (gene Mgst2). The transcript is spliced from 5 exons. Gene Ontology annotation, molecular function: glutathione transferase activity; leukotriene-C4 synthase activity; glutathione peroxidase activity. The record is from RefSeq and is a predicted model, not a curated record. Lineage: Eukaryota; Metazoa; Chordata; Mammalia; Rodentia; Muridae. Gene Ontology annotation, biological process: leukotriene biosynthetic process. Gene Ontology annotation, cellular component: membrane; endoplasmic reticulum; nuclear envelope. The coding region runs from base 146 to 589 and encodes 147 amino acids.
UUUUCUUUCUUUCCCAACACUGUUGACUCAGUUCUGUUGACUUUAUAAGGGAGAAGAUCAGCCCUUCAGGGCCCUAAAGUGCCUAUAUUCUUCAGGCGGCUUCUGACAAACAGUUCUGUGAAAUUGACCAGAGCGUGAAAGAAAGAUGGCAGGGGAUUCAAUCCUUCUGGCUGCAGUCUCCCUUCUCUCUGCCUGUCAGCAAACUUAUUUUGCUUUGCAGGUUGGACAAGCAAGAUUAAAGUACAAGAUAGCACCCCCAGCAGUCUCGGGGUCCCCGGAGUUUGAGAGGAUUUUUCGUGCACACCAAAAUUCCUUGGAGCUUUAUUCCAUAUUCAUCGUAAUUCUGUGGAUGGCUGGAUGGUAUUUCAAUCAAGUCUUUGCAACCUGUCUGGGUCUCAUGUAUCUGUAUGCCCGUCACAAGUAUUUCUGGGGCUAUGCAGAAGCUGCUGACAAAAGGAUCGCUGGCUUCAAGCUGAGCCUGGGGAUUUUGGCAUUGAUGACUGUCCUAGCUAUCCUGGGGGUAGCAAGCGGAUUCCUAGAUGAAUACCUGGACCUCCAUGUUGCGAAGAAACUGAGGCAACCCUUCUAAAAUGUUCUCUUCCCUUCUCGUGCUUGGAGAGGCUGCCACCAACCCUGAAAACAGUGUGACGUCAUGUGUUAAAUAAAACGUGGAAAACGUUUCUUCUGUUUUGCUGUGGCUUUGUGGAAUCACUCCCUUUGCAGACUGAGGCCUUGCUUGAGAUGAGUUCCCCUGUG